AAGUCAUUGAUUAGAAGAGUUUAAGUAGGGGGCGUGUGGUGGCGCACGGCAGAGCAACAGUAUGAAUCCGAUGAGAAUGAGAAUGGAUCCACUGACAGUUCUUCGAGAUUUCACGAUGAGAGGUGAAUUGGAGAAGAUUCUCCGUCACGACACCGACUUCCGUUUCGGCGACGAAUACACCUUCCCUUCCUCUCUCGAAACCGCUUACCGCUCCACCAAAGGUAACCGUUACACACUUGAAACCCUAGUUCACUACAUCAGAAACCACCACCUCAAACACACCGAGUAUUUUCAAAACACUCUAGCUCUCGGCAUCCCCUCCGUAUCCCUCCCUGAUCGGAAACCAAUCCUUAACUACCUUCAAGGAAUUAUCCCCACCACCGAUUCCAUCGAAUAUCUCCCCGAAGAGCCUUCAAUUGCUGAAGAUCCUUCCCUAAAUCAGCAACAACCGUCUCUACUUCCCAAUUCAGAUGACGUCGUUUUUCAAGCUCAAGAGCCUCAAUUGGAUUUCAUCUCCAUGAUCAGAACCGCAGAGAAGCCUCUCAAGGACCGCCAAUCUCUCCUCGAAUGUAAGAAUCGCGACUUCUACAGUGUUCUCGUUGCUGCCACCAAGCGCGAAGAAGAGCGCCAGAGAAUGGAGUCUCACCAGAGGAAAGACGGCCUUGUUGCUAAGAGCAGGUUAAUGGGUAGUUCUGAUGAUUUUGGUGAUGAGUUGGGUUAUGAUCAAACUCCUAAACCUAAAAUGCAUCUCAAAAUUGGGGAAGGUGUUCCAAUUAUUUUGGUUCCUAGUGCUUUUCAGACACUCAUUACUAUCUAUAAUGUGAAGGAGUUUUUGGAAGAUGGGGUUUAUAUACCUACUGAUGUUAAGGUGAAGCAGAUGAAAGGUGCAAGACCUGAUUGUGUUACUGUUCAGAAGAAGCUUAGUAGGGAUAGAGCUGUGACUGCUUAUGAAGUUAGGGAUAAGCCUUCUGCACUUAAACCCGAGGAUUGGGACCGUGUUGUCGCAGUUUUUGUCUUGGGAAAGGAUUGGCAGUUCAAAGACUGGCCUUAUAAGGAUCAUGUCGAAAUUUUCAAUAAAAUUACUGGAUUUUUUAUGCGGUUUGAAGAUGAUAGUAUAGAGUCGGCAAAGACUGUUAAGCAGUGGAAUGUGAAGAUUAUCUCGAUUAGUAAGAACAAGCGGCAUCAAGACAGGGCUGCGGCAUUGGAGGUGUGGGACAGACUAGAAGAAUUUGUGCGCUCGCGAUCACAUUCUUGAUUUGUACCCAUAAUUAGAGAUCAAUCUUGCUGUUGCCACUGCAUUGGGUUCUCAUAAUCAAAGCCUGUGUUUUAUGGAAGGUCAAAUGCAACCUUGAUGAGCAAUUACUUGAAUGUAAGACCUGUUACUUUGGCUUGAGUUCGUCAUGGGCAACUCUUGGGAGGCUUAAUCAUUAUUGUGUAAAUAAGAUUUUAUGUGGGUUCUCGCACCUCUUCUAUGGUUAGCAGAAUUUAAAGAUUCUUUCAUUCCCAUCCACGUCUAAGAAGAUAGUUUAGUACUAGAACAUUCUGGUCCAAUGGCUUUGUUGAUACUGGGUGGAAGCCCGGUGUCCUUACCCGUUUAUCAUGACAAAUUCAUGGUGAUGACCGGAGAUUACGUUUAGAUUUAGUUACUUUUUGCCCUGCUUCUGCUACUGCAAUAUGAUAUUCAUUUGGUAAACAGACUGUUAAGUGAAGCAACUUCAAGAUAUUCUAGCAUGCUUCCUGUGAAUCCCAACUUUCUAAUAGGAAUGGAAAAACUAGACAUAUAUCUCCUGAUAAGUGGUUUUUGAGACAGUCUUCCCGUUUCUUAAUCUUUAUUUUGAUAAGUGCUAAUUGGCAGGUGUUGUUAUUCAUGAUGUGUUAAAUGAAUUCAGUUACAUUAAUCAGUUUCAAGUGCUAAUUGACUCA
This is a messenger RNA of Lathyrus oleraceus (garden pea), 1923 nucleotides long. Its product is annotated as protein CDC73 homolog. Gene Ontology annotation, cellular component: Cdc73/Paf1 complex. Gene Ontology annotation, molecular function: RNA polymerase II complex binding. The coding region runs from base 62 to 1255 and encodes 397 amino acids. The transcript is spliced from 4 exons. The record is from RefSeq and is a predicted model, not a curated record. Gene Ontology annotation, biological process: transcription elongation by RNA polymerase II; positive regulation of transcription elongation by RNA polymerase II. NCBI's taxonomy places the organism in Eukaryota, Viridiplantae, Streptophyta, Magnoliopsida, Fabales, Fabaceae.